AUGUAUUCUAUGUCGCGAAUCUUAAACAGCGGUUCCACCGGCGGGAAACCCGCUAACGCUGGUGACGCGGCGCUCAGCGACAGGCCGGGGGGAAACAACGGUGCGGGGGCUGGCGGAACUGCGACGAUCCUCAUGGAUUUCCGCGCGCCUUCUGCCGGAGCUCCGCCGGCCCCGGCGCACGACGCGCGCUCCUCGCGCCCCUCUUCCUCCGCUUCCGCCUCGUCCUCCGCCUCGUCUUCCCCCUCCUCCUUCACCCCCCCUUCCGGCCAUCCCUCCGUGUUUUCCGGCGGCGCUUCCGCCGCGCCUCCCGGCGGUACUUCCGCCGAGCGCAUCAGGUUAGAUCUUAUGCCCCCAUCUCGCCACCCGUUUCCGCCUUCCGCGUUCCCCGGUGGAGCCGGCGUAGCGGGUGCGCGCGGAGCGGGCGGAGCGGGUGUGCGCGGCGGCCGCCACACCGCGUCGCUGGACCUGGAGCGGAUGCGCGGUCUGGGGUUUGGGGGAGAUGGCGCGGAAGGGGGAACAGGCGCGGGGGCGCACGCGGGGGAAAAGCCAUGGGGGAGAAGCAUGAGCAUGGUCCCCAGCCUAGGGCGCGCGGGUGCUGGGGGAAGCGGCUUCGGGGGAGGAGGCGGUGGGGGAACCACGGGGGCAAACUCCCCCGCCGGAGCUGGAGAGGGGAGCGGGGGAUUUUUUGGGGGAGUCCGCGGAGCCCUGCGCGCAGGGGCAGGGGGGAAGCCGUCCGCAGGGGGAGGCGGAGUGGGAGGGGGAGGGGCAGGGGCGGGAGGGCUUCAGGCGCGCGCGGGGGGGAAGCGCGGAGCGGGGGCAGGAGGCGGAGCAGGAGUGGAAGCAGCGGAGACGGCAGAGGCGGCUUGCGAGUGGUACCGGGGGGAAGGGGGCGAAACCGUCGUCGUGCUGCCACGUCAGCCGUUGACCGACGCGCUGGUGUUCGACGACCCUGCCACGUCAGACAUCCGCGUGGACGUGUUCGCGCGUGACGGAUCCCUGCACGCUUCUAUCGCCAUGCACUCUCAGGUGCUCCGAGAGCAAUCGGAUUUCUUCUUCUCUGCUCUGCCCCGUCGCCCCACCAGAGCAACGGGCACCACCGCUGCUCAGGGUGCCUCCGCUGCUGCUGCUGCGGCUGCUGCUAGCUCGCACAGAAACGCAGCAGGAGGAGGAGGAGGGGGAGGGGGAGGGGGAGGGGGAGGCGGAGCGUCUCACUCGCCGCUUCCGCCCUCUCCGUCACUCUCUCUUCGACCCCCCUGGGAACAGCAAGAUAGCCUCCCAGGAGACGGGGGAGGAGGGGGUAGAAGGUCGUUAGAGUUGCUUGCACACAACCAUCACCACCACCCCCACCAGCAGCACCAGCAGCAGCAGCACCUGCCACAGCACCAACCGCGAGGCACCUUCUCCAACCACCCUCUCCCUUCCCCCUCCUCCUCCUCGUCUUCCUCCACCUCCACCACCCCCCGCUCGCACCCUCUCCCUCCCUCCCACCCCCCCACUUCCUCCCACCCCUCCACUCCCUCCCACUUGGGUCGUGUGUCUGUGAGAGCGAGCGACUUGGUUUCCCAUCCUGAAGCCUAUGUCUUCACCCUCCGUCUUUUCUAUCACGAGCCGACCAUUCUAGAUGAAAUCGUGGCCGUUGGAUCCAUCUGGCGUGUGCUCGACAUGCUCGUCGCCGCUGCUGACCUCCAAUUCCACGCCGCCACGUCAGCGUGCGUGGAUUUUCUGGAAUCCGUGCCGUGGAGCGAGGAGGAGCAAUUGGGAGUGGUGCGGCUGCUGUCGUUCCUUCAGCUGCCCGACGCCCGCCCAGUUUUGGACCGGCUGCCCGUGAAAAAACUCCUGGAGGAGGAAGCAGUCACAGCAGCGGUUCGCGUGCUUCUACAGAGGGGUUUAUCUUGUAACGAAGCAGUCAGUCCAGAGGACGCUGCUGCUGCAGCAGCGGCUGCCGCCGAAGCUGCUGCUGCUCUUGCUGUCUCCUGCUCCUCGCCUCGUUCUUUUUCCUCUGGUUCUACUUCAACCCACGGGUUUAACUAUGACUUGCCUCCUGUGUCACCCCUCUCCAUGGCCCAUCAUCUCCCAUCCACCACCUUAGCUGCUGCCACUGCUGCUGCUGCUGCUGCUGGCAAUGCUGGCAGUGCAGGCCAUUCGUUUUCCUUCUCUCCCCCUCUCCCCAAGCCACGAGGAGGCCUCCCUCCCGCUUCUGCUUCUCACCCCCAUUCUCACGUUCCUCCCCACUCCUCGCACCCCCACUCCUCCCACUCCCCCUUCCCCUCUUCCUCUUCCUCCGCCUCUACCGCCCAAGCCUCCUCAAUCCCAAGCAUCUGCCCCGGGGGCGGCAUGCGCGAGUGCAGGGACGCGGUAACUGCGUUACUGCGUAACAACACGGCGCCGAUGCUGAGCCGCCGCAGCAAGCGAGCCCUGCUGAAGCAGGCGUUUGUGGAUCUAUUGCAAGCCGUGUGGUCGCAGCAACAGGCGAAAAAGGCCGCCCGGCGCGCUGCCGCCCCGCUGCGACGAACCAGGUCGCUCAACCCUGAAUCCGUGAAUCCGGCGAAGGCGAGAAGUCAGGAGUUUCCAAAUUCUGUUUCUCUUCAUGCUGAUCACUUGUUUCCCGACCUCAACCGCAGCAGCGGUGGUAGCGGCAGCGGCAGCGAGAGUGGCAGUGGCAGCGGCAGCAGGAGUGGGAGCGGCAGGGGUGGUGGCGUGGCAGGGGGCACAGAGCGGGGAGGAAGGGUGGGAGGAGCAGAGGGAGAGGGUAGGGGAAGUGAGGGAAAGGGGAAGUCGCAGGGAAGAGAGGCGGAGAGUGGGAGUGUUGGGAACCCAGGUCGGCGUGGGUUAACUCGCACACGGUCGCUCUUCCCCCCUCGCUCUCAAUCCAGCUUGGGGGGUGCAGCAGGUGGGGGAGGAGCAGAAGGGGGAGGAGAGAAAGGAGGAGGAGGGGAAAGGGGAGGGAAAAUUGGAGGAGGAGGGGGAGGGGGAGGGCUGGGAGGGUCGGCAGGCAGAGACACAGGAGGAGUAGGUGGAGGGAAGGGAAAAGGAGGAGGAGGAGAAGUGGGAAUGGUGGCAGAGAGAGAGACAGGCUUGCCAGGAGCUGGGGAGGAAGAGAGGGACUGGCUUACCAUGCUCGUCCCACCACCCCCCUCAUCCCCUUCAUUGCCUGAUUCGGUAUAUGGAAAGGACGGGUCGCUGACGUGGCUGGUGGGUUUGAUGCUAGAGCAUGGACUGGCCGACGAGGUGUUUAAGUGGUUGGCGACAGAUCAUGAGUUUGUGGGGGAAGUUCUGAAUUGGUGCCGGCAGCAGCAGCAGUGGAGAGAGGCUCGGGCCGAGGCUCGGCGGGCGGUUCGGCGGCUUGAGGCGAAGAGGCGGAGGGAGAAGGAGGGGAGGGGGGCGAAGGGUGGGGGGGAUGGGCAUGGGGUGGUAGGAGGGCAGGAGGGAGAGAAAGAGGGGAAGGGAGAGGAAGCGGGGAAGGCAGUGAGAACAGUUGCAGCAUUGGGAGCAGUGAGAGGGAGAGAUGUGGCGCUCUCUCUCUCUGGCUUGGCCUCCUCCCCUGGGAUGGAUUCCAUUAGUGACUGGAAUUCUCUCUCUCGCACCGCAACUGCUGCUGCCAUCACUCGUUCCGGCAGCAGUGGUGGCGGCGUGACUAUUUCUCCGCUUCUUGGCCCGGCAACUGCCGGGAUUGGCCUCGGGGAAAGUGCAGCUGCAGGAGCAGCAGCAGACAUAGCAGCAGCAGGUGUAGCAGCAGCAGGCGUAGCAGCAGCAGGCGUAGCAGCAGCAGGCGUAGCAGCAGCAGCAGCAGCAGCAGCAGGUGCAUCACCACCAGCAGCAGGGUUUCACGCGUCGCACUCGCUGCUCGAGCCGUCCCCUUCAGGAGGAGGCGCGGCGCCAGGGACAUUCCCAACAGCAGACCCGGGGUUCCGCAUGUGCGGCGUUGAAAUAGACUCAGAAGAGCGGGCUAUUAUGUUGUUUGGCUUCAACGAGCUGGUGCUGACCAUGCCUGCUGCUGAGCAGCAGCAGUUGUAUGGCAUGUGGAGCAGAAUGCGCGGCGGAAGUGGGGGAGGAGGAGGAGGCAAGGGAGGAGGAGGAAAGGGAGAAGGACGGGGAGAAGGCGGGGAUGGUGGAGGAACUGGAGGAGGAAAGGGGGAAGGAAGAGGAGCAGGUGUAGCAGGUGGGGGGGUGUAUGGGCGGUUGGAUGGGGGGCUAGCAGGGUCGGGAAGUGGAGAUGCUGGUGGUGAUGGGUGGGAAGGAAGGUGUUGCAAGGAGUGUGGAGAGGUGAUGGGGGGUGCGGAUGAGGAGGAGGAAGGGACGUGGUUUUCUCUGUCAGGGGCGUAUAAGAAGUGGCUCACGCGCCUGGGCCUGCCGUUUUCGUCCAAGGAUUACAACACAGAGUUCUGA
Molecule: messenger RNA, 4386 nt
Organism: Closterium sp. Naga37s-1
Lineage: Eukaryota; Viridiplantae; Streptophyta; Zygnematophyceae; Desmidiales; Closteriaceae
Source: the annotation of a GenBank genome assembly